UAGAAAGUAUUCCCUCAUGGAAUCCCGGCCUCAUGAAAUGAGAUAGAAAGUGUCUGUCUUGGCUUUGCAGACACCACCAUCAGGAGCCCCGUACUAUCAGCCAUGGUCAACCCCACCGUGUCCUUCAACAUCGCUGUCAAUGGCGAGCCCUUGGGCUGUGUCUCCUUCAAGCUGUUUGCAGACAAGUUUCCAAAGACAGCAGAAAACUUUCAUGCUCUGAGCACUGGAGAGAAAGGAUUUGAUUAUAAAUGUUCCUCUUUUCACAGAAUUAUUCCAGGGUUUAUGUGUCAGGGUGGUAACUUCACACGCCAUAAUGGCACUGGUGGCAAGUCCAUCUACGGGGAGAAAUUUGAUGACGAGAACUUCAUCCUAAAGCAUACAGGUCCCGGCAUCUUGUCCAUGGCAAAUGCUGGACCCAACACAAAUGAUUCCCACCCGGGCAAUUCCCAGUUUUUCAUCUGCACUGCCAAGACUGAGUGGUUGGAUGGCAAGCACAUGGUCUUUGGCAAGGUGAAAGAUGGCAUGAAUAUUGUGGAGGCCAUGGAGCACUUUGGGUCUGGGAAUGGCAAGACCAUCAAGAAGAUCACCAUCGCUGACUGUACACAACUCGACUAAGUUUGACUUGUGUUUUUUUUUGAGACUGAGUUUCGCUCUUGUUGCCAGGCUGGAGUGCAAUGGCGCCAUCUCGGCUCACUGCAACCUCUGCUUCC
This is a messenger RNA of Pan troglodytes (chimpanzee), 710 nucleotides long. RefSeq names its product peptidyl-prolyl cis-trans isomerase A-like. The record is from RefSeq and is a predicted model, not a curated record. Gene Ontology annotation, biological process: protein folding; protein peptidyl-prolyl isomerization. The transcript is spliced from 2 exons. The coding region runs from base 103 to 615 and encodes 170 amino acids. Gene Ontology annotation, molecular function: cyclosporin A binding; peptidyl-prolyl cis-trans isomerase activity. Gene Ontology annotation, cellular component: cytoplasm. Lineage: Eukaryota; Metazoa; Chordata; Mammalia; Primates; Hominidae.